AUGGCUGACUCUGAUUCCUCGUCCUUGUCUUCCGCUCCAUCCUCAGAUGAUGAGGAAAUGGCACAGAAAAUGGCGCUGAAGCCAACGGGAUUGGAUCGAUAUUUCAAGCCGGCGCCCAAGCCUGAAGCCACCCCCGAGCCUCCCAAACGCGCACCCUCACCACCCCACGAAUAUACUCUGGUCGAUAACCCGGCAAUUGCGUUUAUCGUAAUGUUCAGAAGUCGAUUCAGCGACGUGUUUCCCAAAUCUUUACCGAACUACGGACCGCAAGACAUUGAAAGAGGGGUGGCUGGAGAACUACCCGACGAGCAAGUCGAGAGACUGCUCUGUGCGCUGUUGGGACUUGUUCUGAAUAGAAAGAAGGAUGUCGAACGCGGACAUUAUGGCCGGGCACUUGAAGAUGCGCUAUCUACAAACCACAGUCAAUGGCCGACUGAGUGGAAGGGAGUCAAUCCUCUCCACGGAGGAACAACUUUCAACAGCAUGAGCCCGGAGCAGCGGUUGAGCCUCCUAAAAGCUCUCGUCCUCUGGUCUCUGAACUCCUCCGAAGCCGUCCAAGCGGUCAUUAAAGAGUCUUACAAGCAGACACGUCGGGACGACGACCGCAACCAACCGCGAAGUGUUCAACCUUGGUUUUCGGACCAAUAUCGCCGAAAGUACUGGCUGAUUGAGGGACAAGAUGACUCGCAUUUUCGAAUCUACAGAGAAAAUGAUGGCAAGACUGCAAAGACAAACACAUGGUUCAGCGUCGCCGGCUCCAUCCCAGAAGUCAUAGCCCUUGCAGACAAGUUCGCCGACGAACAUAGUUCCAAUUCGAAAGUGAUUAGCGACAAGUUACGCGCGGCCAUUCCAAGGUUUGAGGCUGGCGAAGAGAAGCGCAAACGCCGCGACUACCGCCUUGCUCGAAAAGCUGCAUUCGCUCGACCCGAACCCGGAUUCUCACUAUAUGAGGGAAGGACACGUGGGAAGAGAAUGAGAUAUACAUAUUCAGACGACGAGUAUGGGUCGGACGGGCUGUCUAGCAAGCGAUCCACGCGCAAUUCCGGCCUCUCUACACCUCUUGAGACUGGACCGACCGUUACCGCCAGCGGCAGGCAUGUCAAGUCGAGGGUGGGUGGUUUGUACGGCGAGAGCAUGUUGAUCGACCAGCGCAAGGAGUUAGAAAGAGUGACGGGCGAAGGCAACUAUACAGAGACAAGUGAGGACAUGCCUGCCACUAUACCCAGUGCGCGUGACAUGAGAACAUCGAGGUCGGGAAGACACGUCAAACCGUAUAGACAGGGAUAUGCCGAGCAGAUGGACUCGGACGAAAGCGAAGAGGCCCAGUCAUCAGGCAAAGAAUGGAGUGGAAACGAGGACGACGAUGAAGGCCUUGAACCGGACGAGGUCGAGGACGAAAAUACUCAGGAAAGCUUGGUUGUCCAACUACGAUAUCGAAAGGACGCCGAGAAUCCCACGUCCACAACAACGGCACAAGGUCCACCUCCUCAAGCUUUCCAUGUAACGAACGGAACAUCAGCCGUUAUGAAUGGUUUGCAGCAAGUGCAGGCCACGCCGAGACCGUUGCAACCCCUAGGAGAAACAAUGGACACGAUCAAUGUUGCCCCAAGAAAUAACGGGACUGAUGGAGGCCAGCCAAAUCUGAUGAACGGCGUGAAGAUGACGGCACAUGACGCUCCUCGACCGCCUCCGGUGGUUCAUAUCCCCAUUCAGCCCAUGGACAUAUCUUAA
Fonsecaea monophora is the source of this 1731-nucleotide messenger RNA. RefSeq lists its product as hypothetical. The record is from RefSeq and is a predicted model, not a curated record. The transcript has 5 exons. The coding region runs from base 1 to 1731 and encodes 576 amino acids. NCBI's taxonomy places the organism in Eukaryota, Fungi, Ascomycota, Eurotiomycetes, Chaetothyriales, Herpotrichiellaceae.